This is a messenger RNA of Athene cunicularia (burrowing owl), 2059 nucleotides long. It is a transcript of the gene REELD1, whose product is annotated as reeler domain containing 1. The coding region runs from base 2 to 1639 and encodes 545 amino acids. NCBI's taxonomy places the organism in Eukaryota, Metazoa, Chordata, Aves, Strigiformes, Strigidae. The record is from RefSeq and is a predicted model, not a curated record. Gene Ontology annotation, molecular function: oxidoreductase activity, acting on metal ions. The transcript is spliced from 6 exons.
GAUGGAGGACCGCCAAGGAGCCCACAUCGCUGUUGUGGGCUGGGCGUACACAACCCUGUGCCUGGUCUCCUAUGCAGCUGCUUUCUCGCACGGCGCGAGCCUCUCCGCCUGCGCCGACAUGAUGCCCAGGCACCUGAGAGUGCAGCUGCACAGCCCCAGCAACAACUACAUUACUGUCCACACCAACAUGUCCUUCUACUCCCCAGGUGACAGGGUUCCAGUGACAGUGAGGAGCACCCGAGAUUUUAUGGGCUUUUUGCUUCAAGCUCGCAAAGUGUCUAACAAUGAAAUUGCUGGCACAUUUGUCUUCAUGCCUCCUGGUUCCAAGCUGCUGACUUGUUUCGAAGAUGGUGACACCGUCACCCACUCAGACAAGUCACUGAAGAGAAACCUGUCCUUUGUAUGGAAAGCACCAGACCAACCCAUUGGAGACAUCAAAUUUUUCAUCUCCAUAGUCCAGUCAUACUUUGUUUACUGGGCAAAGAUCGAAUCUGCUAUUGUGGCUCAGCGAGGGCAAAACAAAACACUUGCUGGCAGCAGCAAGAAGCUCGACCCUGUAACCCCCGUGCCCUCGCAGGGACCAGCUGACCCACACCGCACAGGUCCCACCUCACCCGCGGCUGCCACCGGCUCCCCCCUGCACUCCCCCAUACCACCAGCCAGCCCCACCGACAUCGCAGCAACGCCGGCACCAGAGCCAGGAUUUGGUGUCGGGUCUGACGCCCGUCUCGUGGCUGAGCUGAAGCAGCUGGCUUGGCCUUUGCAGGCUGCGUCCGGUGGGAGCAGAGAGCCCAGAGGCCAGGGGCUGGAGACAUCUCUCCCCACCCAAGAACCCAGCACGGUGGACCCCUUGCAAGGUUUCCUCUCCCAAGAAGACACCUCCAGCUACAGCACCUCCAAGGGAGCAGAAAGCAUUGCCAGCGCUGCCACCCCACACUUGUGUUUGGUGUGUAAAGAAGACCGGCAGGCCAGUACCGAGAGCGGGGCCGUCUUGAAGGCCUCCCAGCAUGUGACAACAUCUCCUGCUCCGCAUGGACACGCUCACCUGGGGGACACUGCUGCAACAAUAGCCUGGUUUGGCGAUGCCAACGCUGCCGGCAAUUUGUCAUUGGCUUCAAGGCAAAUGGCAGAAAGAAAGCCAGGACCGCAGCCGGAGGAGGAGGGCACCAGUGGCGAGGAGGCAGCAGCGGGUGGGAACACCCCGCCAUGGGUGACCAGACCAGCUCCCAAAUCUGCUGUUCCUGGGAAAGGGGAAGACCCUGACAGAGGGACUCGACUCCUGGCAGCCCAACUCGGGAUCCUCCUGGUCUGCACUGCCACCCUGGGCCUGGCGCUGGCAGCUGCCGUGCGCUGUGUCUGCGCCCAGCACUGCCACAAGCGGACGGAGGUCUCCUUCAGCGAGCCCGACCCCGACGUCAUCGCCGUCAGAGAAAACGGGGAGGUGAUGCGCUUCCGAAAGAUCCGGGAGAACAGCUUCGUCCUGGUGCAAGCCGAGUACAACUGGGUCAGCCCCUCAAGCAGCGGGAAGAAGACAAUCAUCAGCAGUGCUACAGUGGCUGGUGUAGGAGAGGACGGCCCAGACUGCACAGCACAGGUCAUAACAAGCUGUAGUGGAGUUCCCUUACAUGCCUCCAUUUAGGCAAACAAACUCAAAGCAGCCAGUUCAGACAGAGCUGUUAGUCAAAAUCAUCUAAGCUACAGCUGCUAAGAAAAUAGAAGUUGAUAGAUUGUUCAGUGUGUUACACUCACUGCAAUUAAUAUUGUAUAUCUGCUCAUUAGCUGUCACUGCAGCCAUGACAUACGCUUCCUCUGUUGCCUUAAGGGUGUAGCCAAAAAUAGAAAUUCUUCCUCUGCACUGUAGUGUUGUCUCCUGUUCAAUCUCAGCAAAAGUUUCUAGUUUUAUAUUUCUUUCUAGGAACUAGAAAUCCCUGGUAUAAACCCAACAAUUCUCAUUUAGGAGCUACAGGUUUGAUUCUGUACACUUGUUAUCUCUCAGUUGACAAAAUAUUUGCCAGUAGAUUUUAAGUUUCAAUCUGAAAAUAAAAAGGAAUUAAUUCAU